CUCAGUUCUGACAUGCGCGUUAGGUCUUGGCCGCCUGUAAACUGAAGGGAAUACCGAAACUCGGGGCCCGGGGACUGGUAACGCUGGCGUGGGACUCGGCUGCACUCCAGGCUGCUCCAUGAUGGUAAAUUUUGGACCGUUUCACCGCCUCUCCCUGCGCAGCUGAUACUCCGGACAGCGUAAGAGUAGAAAAUGGCUGACAGUUUGAAAAGUUUCCUUCAGGACCUGGCUCGUGGCGUUAAGGACUCCGUUUGGGGGAUUUGCACUAUAUCGAAGCUGGAUGCCCGGAUCCAGCAGAAGAGAGAGGAGCAGAGAAGGAGACGCGCCAGCAGCGCCCUCGCGCAAAGAAGAGCUCUGAGUGAGGAAAAGAAGCCGGAGAAUGAACCUCGUAUUGUGACCAGAAUCUUUCAUUGCUGCGCAUGGAACGGAGGCGUCUUCUGGCUGAGUCUCUUCCUGUUUUACCGAAUGAUCAUCCCUCUGCUCCAGACCUUUACCGCGUGGAUAAUUGGUGACCCAUCGUUACACGGAGAUGUCUGGUCCUGGCUGGAGUUCAUCCUGAUGUCGGUGUUCAGCGCCCUGUGGGUCCUUCCCCUAUUUGUGCUCAGCAAGGUGGUCAAUGCUAUCUGGUUCCAGGAUAUCGCUGAUUUGGCCUUUGAGUUUUCCGGCCGGAAGUCCCAGCCGUUUCCCAGCGUCAGUAAGAUCAUUGCUGAUAUGCUGUUUAACCUCCUGCUGCAGGCGCUCUUCCUGAUCCAGGGGAUGUUUGUCAGCCUCUUCCCCAUUGAUAUUAUUGGGCAGUUUGUCAGUCUGCUCCACAUGUCCCUCCUCUACUCGCUCUACUGCUUUGAGUAUCGAUGGUUCAACAAAGGAAUUGAAAUGCACCAACGGUUGUCGAACAUCGAAAGGAACUGGCCGUAUUACUUUGGGUUUGGAUUGCCCCUGGCUUCCCUGACCGCUUUGCAGUCCUCUUACAUCAUCAGCGGCUGUCUGUUCUCCAUUCUUUUCCCGCUGUUUAUUAUCAGCGCUAAUGAGGCCAAGACUCCCGGGAAAGCCUACCAUUUCCAACUUCGCCUUUUCUCCUUGGUGGUCUUCUUGAGCAACAAACUCUUCCACAAGACGGUGUUUCUUCAGUCCACCCUGAGUGGCUCGUCUGAGAAGCUGCCCAGCCCUCACCCCUCUCCCGCCAAGCAGAAGGUCGCCGUGGGCCACUGAGUGAGCGCUGUCCCCCC
This is a messenger RNA of Spea bombifrons (plains spadefoot toad), 1226 nucleotides long. It is a transcript of the gene EI24, whose product is annotated as EI24 autophagy associated transmembrane protein. Bases 193 to 1209 code for a protein of 338 amino acids. The transcript is spliced from 11 exons. Gene Ontology annotation, cellular component: endoplasmic reticulum. Gene Ontology annotation, biological process: macroautophagy. Lineage: Eukaryota; Metazoa; Chordata; Amphibia; Anura; Pelobatidae. The record is from RefSeq and is a predicted model, not a curated record.